GCUGUGAACGCGCCCGUCCCCUGCGAGCGCCGCUCGCAUCCAGCGCCGGCACCGCCGCGUUAUCUCGGCAGGGCGGGGCGGCCGCGCUGCUCCUCCUCGGCACAGCCCUGCCACCGGAGAAACCGGCUUGGUGCGCGCCUCCUUCGCGAGUGUCAGACAUGGAUGCUUUCCAAACGAUCCUCAAGUUCUUUAUGAACCGGAAAACCGCCAUAGGUUACAGUUUCAUGGCGCUGCUGACAAUGGGAGGUGAACGUGUGUUUUCUCUUGUCGCUUUCAGAUGCCCUUGCAGCAGCGAAAACUUCAGGUACGGUUUGGUGUUCCUCUUCUCGCCAGCUCUGGUUUUGCUAGUUAUUGGAUACUUCUUGAACAGCAAGACCUGGAAACUCUUUACAGGCUGCUGGGUGAAUCCCAGGAAAAUCUUCCCCAGAGGGAAUGUCUGCCAUUUCUUUUACGUCUUUGGACAAAUCACUUUGAACGCUCUGGUAGCCCCAGUGAUGUGGCUUUCCGUGGCUUUGCUCAACGGGACUUUUUACGAAUGUGCCAUGAGUGGCUUGGAAAAUCCUGCCUACUUACACGCAGUUUGUCACAGAAAAGCGGAGAAGUGCUUUGAAGAGCUACACAAGGUACCCUGUGACAAAAGCUCCCUGCCCUUUUCAGAGAGUGACGAACUGAAAAGAACACUUCAAGCACAGUCCCAGAUUUUAGGCUGGUGUGUGAUAGUUACCACAGCUCUCCUCUCCCUGCUAACCACUUGCUGUGCCAGCUGCCAGUCAAAAGUCAGCCACCUCCAGCAGAUGUUCUGGAGAGUGUACGAGGGGACAGAGAAGGAGCAACUGGAGCAGAUUUUCCAGCUGUAUGCCACCAAGCUGAGUGAGCGAAACCUGAAGUGCUUUUUUGAAAACAAGGAACCAGAACCCAUUUCCCUGCCAGCUUUCCAGGCAUGGGAAGAUGCUUCCCAGCUCCACUCUUUCAGCAGCAGCAAACAGCAUUAUAGCACGAUUCACAGGCUAGUUGAAGAAGGCCAGAAAGGAAUCAGUGAGGAAAGAGAGACAAUGCUGGACCUUGCAGACAGAAGGGAGCUACCAUAGACCAAGUAUAUUUUCAGCUUUUUUUUAUAUCUUGUUAAUAUGGCAUCCUUCUAGCUGGUUUUGUCUCUAUAUUUUUUCACAAUGGUCUCUUUCUUCUUCAUGCUUCCUCACAGUUAGAUACUUGCUCCAAAAGGACAGAAUGAAAUUAUUUCCCUACACAAGUGAAAACGGCAUCCAGGGUUCAUGUCACUGGCUUGGCAUCAAGAGCUGACAGCACAAAGAAAUUAAUAAUGGCUUCUACAAGAGGGUUUUAACAAUAUGCCAUGUAAAAUGUGCUAUAGUGUGCUUGUCCUAUGUAAAUCAAGACACUAUCAACAAGUAAAGUCAUUUAAAGUGUGUGAAUAUAAUAACAAGAUAUGUGUGGCUUUCUGACAGCCCACAGAAAGUAAAGGUUUUCUGUCCAGGUCCUUUCCAGGCUAAUUGCAGAUACAGCCUUGUUUUGAGGCACCAGUGAUCCCUCAAGGCUUCUCUGUCUUUGGAUAUUUUGCCCCUGUAGAACAUCUCCCUAUAAUCUGUUCCCAGUCUAGACCUUCUCUUUGUAUGGAUGUAAAGUUCUAGUUUUGAGCGAGUUUCAGGCACUGGGUGCAGCCCAUAGUGCUAUGUAAUAUGGUUGUUUCUGGGCCUCCAGCCAGUGUGCAACACAGGGUCUGGAAGGAAAUUUCGAUUUUUAGACAAGAAAAUAUUUUUGCAGAAGACUGACUUUCAUUUUUUUGAAUACUCCAGGAAAAUUUAGUGUCUGGAGCAAGAAGAGACAGCAGGUGAGGCAACUGCACAGUCAGUGCCUCUGACAAAUGCAUUUCAUCCCAGAGCCCUGUGCUUUAUCUCACCCACUUGGAAUUCAUUACAUGUUUCUCUGGGUGUUCAGAGUAUUUGCAAUGCUGUAUAAAAGGAAAACAAAGUUACUUUCCCUGGGGUGGCUGGGCCGGCUUUUGCGCAGCAUUUUAUUGCCAGUCCGUCCGAGUCUGCAAAGAAUCAUAGUUUUGCUGUGCUCUUCUCAACAAACCAGGGCAUUCUGCCCAGCUGUUCUCAUACUCAUUUGGCUUCUUCAGCAGGUAAAAUCAUCUAUAUACACACCAUUACUCUUUAUGAAAUAAAACACGAGAACUAAUUCAA
Messenger RNA from Oenanthe melanoleuca, 2201 nucleotides. It is a transcript of the gene CALHM5, whose product is annotated as calcium homeostasis modulator family member 5. Lineage: Eukaryota; Metazoa; Chordata; Aves; Passeriformes; Muscicapidae. Gene Ontology annotation, molecular function: monoatomic cation channel activity. Bases 159 to 1088 code for a protein of 309 amino acids. The transcript has 2 exons. The record is from RefSeq and is a predicted model, not a curated record.